Physella acuta is the source of this 1251-nucleotide messenger RNA. RefSeq lists its product as uncharacterized. The record is from RefSeq and is a predicted model, not a curated record. NCBI's taxonomy places the organism in Eukaryota, Metazoa, Mollusca, Gastropoda, Physidae.
AAAUCCUUCUACAAACUGCUACGCUGCUCAUGAAACCGAAAUAACUGAACGGGAAAUCCCGGUAUUAACUAAAGAGUUGACGUCACGUUCCAAGGGACAGAACAGUCGCUUUCACAUUCGCCUGACCCAAACACUUUAAGUUUACAUUGAGACAUUUGAUCAGAUAUUCUAAAACUAAAAAUUAAAAGAUCAUUUUAAUUACACCAUUUUCUACGUCGCAGUUUACAUUGAGAUACUCUAUCGAAAAUACAAUGAGAUGGCCGCAUCGAUUCCUAUAAAGGAGCAAUUAGCUCAAUUGUUGAAAAAUCUGGACGAGAUGAAUAGUUUGUUGAAAAAUAAUUUAAGUGACUUCGAUCAACAGGUAAAACAAGCAACACUGGAAUGGCUGGAUAAUCCAUCAGAAGCGAAAAUAGAUUUUAAAGAAGUGGUUUCUAUGGUAACAACAGUAAAUACUGCCCUACUUGAACUUAAGCAAACGAUUUCUGUUUCCUGCACCAAGUAUCAAGCAAUGGCUGCUGGAGAUAAGACAACACAAGAGAAUAAAAGUGUUGACUCUGUACACGAUGCACAUGAUUUUGAACUUUCUAUGGCAGCUGAUUUAAGUAACAAUCUGGAGCAGAGAGUAGAACGUCUUGAAACAACGCUAUCUUCACCGCAAAGUAGAAAUAAAGAAAGUGUAGAUGAAUUGACAGAAAUAAAACAAUGGAGGGACACAUAUACAAAAGAACAAAAUAAUAUGAAGGAAGAAAUAAAACAAUUGGCUCUAAAGGAAAAGCAUAAUUCUAAGCAAUUCAGAAAGCAAAUUAACGAACAACAAAUUAUAAGGGAUGAGAUGAACGAAGAAAUGAAAAAAUUGAAUGAAAUAAAACAAUGAGGAAAACACUAAUAUUAGAACAUAACACUAUGGCGAAAAAACUUGAAGAAUUGGCUCAGAAAGAAACAGACAAUAAAGAAAAGACUCGAGAGCAAAUAAAAGAAACCAAAACCAGAAUAAAUAAGUUAAAUAAAGAAAUUGAAACCCUCAAAGAAAAAGAAUCAAACACAAGACAAGCACUAGAUAUCACGCAUACAGAGUUGAAUAAAUUUGAUAUUAUAUUAAGCAAAAUAAAUCAAGAAUUGGAAAUUCACACAAAUAAAAAAGAGAUAUUACAAAAAGAAAUAAAAAGUCAUUCUGAUGUUAUAUCCAACUUGAGGGAAGAAGGAAAAAAAAACAAAAAUACGGAAACCAAAUUAGAAAAGUUAAUGUCAAUG